This is a messenger RNA of Lymnaea stagnalis (great pond snail), 5218 nucleotides long. Lineage: Eukaryota; Metazoa; Mollusca; Gastropoda; Lymnaeidae. The record is from the annotation of a GenBank genome assembly.
CAAAUAAUUUUAUAAUGCUGCAAUAUAGCUUCCAGCUCUGGGGCAAAUGAGACAAAAUAAAUAUAAUUUUAAAUUGAAGUAAGGAGGCCUAGAGUGGCCUGGACCUGUAAUUUAUUAUUUUUCUGUCACUCAUGAUCACCCUGUCUCAAAAAUGUGAAAUACGUGGUCGUAAUAAUUUUUAAUCCAAAUAAUGUCACUAAACUAAUAGCACUUGUACCGCUUUGACUAUGUCUAUAUGUGUAAUGUGGUUGUGUAGACUAGUAUUAGUAUAGUAGUCGUAAAACAAAUGACUGACUCGACUCAAAUGGAUGGGAUAGGGCAGGCCGCUGCAGUGUUAGUGGCUAGUGUUAUUCAUUAACUCAAACUAAAGUUUUGAGUUUAAGUCAAGCACUCAAUUACUUAAAUUUAACUACCAGUAAGGGAUGUAGGUAGGUAGGCAAACGAUUUCAAAUUGAAAGCACAAUAUUACUAAUAGUAAUGCCAUUCAAUUCAUAAAAAUUAAUAUAAAUCAGGAGAGUUGACGUUCUUAUAAAUCUCAAGGAUACAGAAAUAGAGGAAAUUCAAAGAUUAACUUUGAAGAUGAUGUCAGAAAGCCAAGAUGCAGUUGAAAUUUGUAAAGAAGAUUGAGGUGGAAAAAACAUAAUGAUGAUCAAUGAUGUAGAAUAUACUAAUAUACUAUUGAAGUAUUGGCGAUUAAAGAGAAAAAGAGAAACAAAAUGGAAUAAGAAUCAACCUUCAAACAGGGUGCGUUUGAGAAGUAGCAACUGAAUUCCAAAACUUUCAUGAAUUAUAGAUAGUAUUUAAUUUUUAGGCCCUGCAAAAAUGGCAUGAAAACAUCUUGAAUCCCGUAGUCGUAGUCAUCUGUAUCAGUAUCGAUAUAUUUAAAGCAUCAAAACACAAAAUUUCAGCAAGAAAGAGGAGAGGCUAGACCAAUCAUACAAUUUUGGGAGAAAUGUAUGUCAUUAGUCAAUGAUCAAAUUUUUAAAAAUGAUAACCAAGAGUAGUAUCAACACCCAAAUUAUUCAAUUUUGAAAUUAUCAAAAUAUUGUUUGAAAAAAAUUUUGUUUAAAGAAAUUAUCCAAUUAAUUAGUGCCACCACAUCUUACUCAAAGAAAUACAAUGUCAAUUUAUAAAGUUCAAAUUUUAUAGUUCAUCUAAUGUCUUUGCUUUUAUCAAUGUUUUAUCUUUAUUUCACUUGUUUUAAAAAUUAUAUGCCCUUUAUUAAAUGACAAGUAAACUGAUAAUUUCUUUUAUACCUGUGUGUAGUAUUUUUUCCAAAUUUCCUCUCAAUUUUAUAUCGUUUGUUGAUAAAAUUAAAAUAAACCUACUAAUUAUUUUACAAUAUUCGAAUAAAAUAAACAAUUCACUCAAUAGCGAUAUCAAUAUGAGUCAACGUGCAUGCUCUCAUUGCUAAAAAAGCACGCUUACCAGGAGGUUAAUAUUAUUAGCCUAUAUAAUAAUAAUAUACCGGUAUAGGUAUAUCAAUAAACUUUCAUGCAUCUUUCUAUGCAGGUCGUAAAAUGGCAAAAAAAAUGUGUGACCUACUUUUUGAAGAAGUUUUUUUAUUUUAUUUUGGUAAAUAUCCCCAUGCAUCAAUAUUUAAAAAUAAUAAACAAUGUUAUUCAUAAAUCAAUGCUGUAUUAAUCGGUUUCUGCAUACGUCACUAUAAUUUACUUUACCAAGUGACGCAGCUAUCACAGGCCAUUUGACAAAAGCUAUUCGUACUUAAUUACUUUCUUUAAAUCACUAAAAAGGCUAAUAUUCACCCUAUAGAUUAUUUACAUUUUUACACUGCAGUCUACACUUAACUAACAUUUACUAACAAAAUUAUAUUCUGUCUACACACUAUAUUACUAAUUAUUACACAGUCAGUGACACUAUAGUACAUAGCACAGUCAGUGAGUCACUCUGUAAUCUGUACUCCCUUACUCUGUCUACCUGAUCCACAGUUACACAGAGUAGUCUUCAGUAGUAGCAGUUUGAGUUAAUCUAGUCUAAAGUCUUUAAGAGAGUGAAGGAAUUCAAAAACUCAUAUUAGGUACUGUAUUCUAAAUGAUAAUUUCAUAAUGAAAUUAAAUAAAAUUCAACUACCUCCCUAACUAAAUAGAGCUUGGCUUAAUAAGAAGAGAACUAAAAAUGUUAAUUCUCUAUCCCCAAUCUUAUGAAUUUUUUUAAACUCUGGAACAGUAUCAAAAUUUUCAGGACUCAAAAAGUGUAGUUUUGACACUGGCUAUCUUCUAAAAUAACCAAGUUGUAACUUUCAAAUCUCUUGCACACACAGCCAGUCAAAAUAUAACAAACUCAAUUUUUUUUAGGGUUGUCAAAAAGACGUAAAUAAAAAAUUUGUUCAUACAAAAAUGAGCCAAAGCACAAUUUGACAAUAUGAAAAGGGAGCCAGUCUGUUUUAGUUCAUUUUUAAAAAAUCCUAAACAAUUAUAAAAAAUUAACUCAAUGAGUUAGAAAUAAUAUUUUUAGAUACAGGUAAUGUGAAAGAAAGUUUGAAGUUUAUUAUUGUGAAAUUAACCAGCAGAGGAUAAAUUAAAUUAUAACUAGAAUUAUCUUAACUAAGCAUGUUCACACAAAAAUAGAGUUUUAGAAAAUUUUUUAAAAAUCACAGAAAUUAACCAAGUCAGAUUAGCAAAAUAAACUUUUCACCAUAUUGUAGAAACCUAUUGUGUUUUAAUAGAAACUGCAAGUGUUUUAAACAGGCUUCGGUUAAAAAAUAUGAAAAAUGCGUACCGGUAAGAAAUAUCCCCCUAAAAGGUACUUUCAAACCCAAAAAUUGAAAAUUUACAAUAUAAUAAAUUUGUAUAAAAAAUUGUAAUGGAAAGCUGGAUUUCUGAACUGGCAGUGAAAAUUGUCUUGAAAAAGUAGAUAAGCCUGAAAUAGAUAAGUUAUAUAAAGUCUGAUUCCUCUGUUUGCAUGUCUGUAUGGGUCUGGGAAUAUUUCCUUUCACUGGUUUCAGGCCAAAGUUCCGCAACCCAUACACCAACAACCUGUGAAAAAGAAUAUUUAUAUCAUGAUUUUAAUUGCAAUAUUUAACUUACCAUUUAUAAUCAUGGAUUGCUAGCAAUGUAGUAACUAACAAAAUGCACAAAUAACUAAUCAUAUUACUUAGUCCGGUACCCAUACUAACUUGCGCCAUUGCUUAAAAUCUUGUCAUCAUGUCCAUAUUUUUGCUGACAAUCUGUUUUGGACUUCAAACCAGUGGUUCCCAAACUUUUCUAUUCUCAGCCCUCUGGCUGAAACAAGGUUUUGUCAAAAUAAACAAUUAUAUAGGGAAUAUUUUUUUGUAAACUCAAGUGUUAGGUAAAAGUAAAUAAGACAGAUAAUUAAGAUCGCAAACUGUAAUCAAUAACCAUAAGAGCCUUCUCCAAACAGUAUUUACAUAGUGAGUACUGGUUUUGUCCUGUUAGAUGUCUCAUCCCAUCGCAAUGAAAAUAAAAUUAUCAGGCACUCCUGUGAGGAAGCUGGUGCUUCCCAGGGUGCAGCGUCACAUAAUUUGGGAACCACUGGUGUUCCCAGUAAUUACUUGGUUUGAGUAUGCAUUAUAAAGCUUAAGAUAAACUUCAUUUAAACAUAUUUCAAAUACAAUUUUAUUGCUUAUUAAUGUUUUAAUAACUUAACAGUCUAUAUUUGCUUAAAAUAUCAUUCAUUAUAAUUUAAAAAAAAAUUAACAUGUUCAUUAUUGCUUCCAAAUAUUCGUAAGACUCAUAGUUGUUAUUUUUGUUUAUUUUUGCUAUUUUUUAAAUUUAACUAUUAAAUGUUGCUCUACUACUACUAGAUGUUUUAAGCAUUUGUUGUUUUCAGAAUAUUAAUAAUAAUAACCCGCUGAUGCCAUUUUGUGUUUUCCUUUACAGAAUUGAGACCAAAUAAUCAGCUAUGAACUAUGUUGUCCUACAUCUCUAACAAACAUUUCAACAAUAUUGUUUCUCAUCCAUCACUGACAUACAAUGGCAUCGCCCUCCUCCUGGUUCACCACAGAGAUCCAACAGAUGAUGUUUGGCUUUGGAGACAGCAAACACCCUUUGCAAGAGACAGCUGUUCUGGUGGAGGAAAUUGUGCACCAGCAGAUGAUGUCCAUGAUCCUGCAAGCCAACGAAGUGGCCAUCUCUAGGGGAGACAAGCAGAUUUCUAUCGAAGACAUUCUAUUUCUGUUAAGAAAAGACAAGGUGAAGUUGAAGAGACUCAUCAAAUACUGCGAAGUGAGAGAUCUGAAAAAUGUCAUAAAGACAUCCUUAGCAACAGGUGAAGAGAGCCAAUUGGACUCAGCCAUUUUACAAUCUCCAGAAAAGGCAACAUGUGACAAGAAGUUAAUGGGUAAAAACAGGCUGAUUUGUUAUGAAUUCCUAUCAUCUAUAGACCAGACUGGUGAGCUGCUGGCCUUGUUUGGGGAUACAGAGACUGACGCAGUGAAACAUGAGAGAAUGGUGAGAGCCGAGUUGCAGGCCCAAGGUAUGGACUCGCAGCAAUACUUUGAAUUUUGUAAGGCAAGGCAAGCCAACUUUAGUCGCCGGUAUAACAAAUCACAACGUUUCAAGGACUGGCUGCAGUUGAAACUCAGCCCUGAUAUUAUCAUGAAUCCCACAGUCCUUGAAAUCUGCAGCUAUCUGGCUUAUGAAACUGUGGCGCAGAUUGUAGACCUAGCUCUUCUGGUCAAGCAAGACAUGAGAUCAAAACCAGGUGAUCUUCUAAGUAAAACACACCCACCUUUAUGUGUAAAUUACUCAGAGAUGUAUGCUAACAGUAUUUACAACAAAUAUGAUGGUACUAGUCAUGAGCAGACCCCUACCAAUGAUAUCAGCAAUCAGACACAAAUCAAAACUGCAGUUGGGGGAGCAAUUCAAAUAACUCAGGGCAAACUGAAUAAAAAGAAGAGGAAAAAGACUGAUCCCCCCUUGACUGUAGAGCAAUCCUGGGACACAACAAUCUUACCCUCAGAUGUGAGAGAGGCCAUGCGAAGGUACUAUUCUGACAUAGGUCCCUUCACAUCUCAGAUGAAAAUGAACCAAAGGUGUUCUGUAUGGUAUAAAACUCUGUGCGGUUAAUCAAGGCUAAUUUUCUUGUAUUUGUAUGUUGCAUUUUAUAAAUAGAUUGUAAUGUUCCUCUUCAGGUACAAGUUUUUUUUUUACCCACCUAUUCUGUUACCUGCAUCGCUCAAUCCUCAUUUCUUUUUUAUUUGUUUUUAAAAUAGUUGAAAUAUGAAAAGAUCCAGGAG